AUGUCUGUUCAUGGCGGACAAACACCAGUGCGAUUCCCAGAAAACCUUUACCGUCAUGUAAGCCCUACAUCGAUUGAAGGAAAUCUGUGUCAAAUUUGCCCUCUGCCUUCUCCACUACUGAAGUUAGCAAAUCCCAAGAGGAGGGAACGACCAGUAGGUUGUACUUACAGUGUGCAGAGGCUGUUAACCACUGUGAUUUGGAACCAGUUGCAUAUGAAGCUUUUUCCUCCGGCGCUGCGUAUCUGCUUCCCUUCAUCUGAAUCAUUCCUCUUCCAGAAUCUUAGCUUCUCCAUUGCCAUCGUUCUCCACUGCUUCGUCUUCAGUGUUAUUGUUCCAGCCAGAUGAUACUAAUACUGCAAACUGGUGACACGAAGCUGUAUAUAUCGUUUUGGAUUAGGGAAUGUCUAUUCCCACUUGGAGUUUGGGAAUUGUGAAGCACAUCCAUGAAGCUGGGACAGUUUUGUAUAUUGUAAUAGCAACAAGUAUGAUGAAUAAUACUGGAUUUUAAAUCGCAGAAAAUGACAACUCAAAUCACAAUCUUACAUAUAACUAGGUCAAAGAAGGAAGCUCAUCUGGCAAGAUUGUUGAGGUGGUCUAUAAAUGUGAUCCUUUCCUUUUAAUUUAUAAAAUUCUUUCCUACGCUUAUUAUUCCAUUACGAAAUUUCAUAUUUCCAU
Molecule: messenger RNA, 675 nt
Organism: Lactuca virosa
Lineage: Eukaryota; Viridiplantae; Streptophyta; Magnoliopsida; Asterales; Asteraceae
Source: the annotation of a GenBank genome assembly